UGCCGCGUCGCUUUUGGGUUUCAGCUCUCCCGUGCUGCCGUCAUGGCGAGUUCUUUUCUCCUUCACAUUCCUCUGGUAUUUUUCCGUUUUAUUCAUGCUGCACAAAACCCAAUUAUCCGACCAAGUUGGGAUAUCAAAUCCAAAAUUUUGUUCAAGCAGAGCUAGAGUUACUCAAGAACUCAUUCGAGUGCAUUGUCUAUAGAGAUUCUCACAAGUGACUGUGUUGUCUUGCUUUUGUGUUUAUGGUGGCCUGAUGGUCUGAUUCAUCAAUGGAGGUAGGGAGAAAUGGGUUAUUGGUUGUUUCUGCACUCUGCAGUUUACAAAGAUGAGACAAAAGUUAAGAACUACCCGUUAGCAAAAUCCCCAUGGUAGUCAGGUUAGGCUUCUUGGUUGCUGCUUCAAUUGCUGCCUAUGCAGUUAAGCAAAUCAACGUUAAAUCCCCAAAGCCGCAAACUGCUUUAGUCAAUGUUCCAGAAAAUGGUGAAGCUAGCUUUGAACAGCAGAAUGAAGAGGAAGAAGCAGAGAAGGAACUGUUCAAAGAUUUUAGUAUUGACAUGCAAAAGGAACAUGGGGAGAAUGAUGAAGAAGAGGAAGAGGUUAAAAGAAUUAGUAGUGUAAUCAGCCCUACCUUGUGUAACGUUCCUGCUCUUGAAGAAGACGAGAUUUUAUCAGAAUUUGAAGAUCUUCUUUCUGGGAAAAUUGAAUUUCCACUACCCGGUGAUAAGUUUCAUGUCAAGAAUGGUUACCAAUCUGAAAAUGACAGAAGGUAUGAAACUGAGACGGUGAACAAUACAAAUGAACUGGAAAGAUUGCAGAACCUGGUAAAGGAAUUGGAAGAGAGGGAAGUAAAACUUGAAGGUGAAUUGGUUGAGUACUAUGGCCUGAAGGAACAGGAGUCAGUUAUUGCUGAGUUACAAAAGCAGCUGAAGAUCAAGACAGUUGAGAUUGACAUGCUGAAUAUAACCAUUAAUUCCUUGCAGGCUGAGAGGAAAAAACUUCAAGAAGAGAUUUUGCAGGGAGUGUCAGCAAGGGAGGAGUUGGAGGUGGCAAGGAACAAGAUCAAGGAAUUGCAGAGACAGAUUGAACUUGAUGCAAACCAGACCAGGGGUCAAUUACUGAUGCUUAAACAGCAGGUUACUACUCUUAAGGGAAAGGAGGAGGAAGCCUUCAAGAAAGAUACAGAGGUUGAGAAGAAGCUGAAAGCUGUGAAGGAAUUAGAGCUGGAAGUUGUGGAGCUUAUGAGAAUGAAUAAAGAACUUCAACAUGAGAAGAGAGAGUUGACUAUUAAACUGGAUGCUGCUGAAGCUAGAAUAACAGUUCUUUCCAAUAUGACAGAGCUUGUCCAUACUGAAGUCCAUUUCAUGUUACGUCAGAGUGAAAUGGUUGCCAAAGCAAGGGAGGAGGUCAGUAGUUUAAGGCAUGCAAAUGAAGACCUACUGAAGCAGGUGGAAGGACUUCAAAUGAAUAGGUUCUGUGAAGUUGAAGAGCUAGUAUACCUACGUUGGGUCAAUGCAUGCUUGAGGUAUGAACUCCGGAAUUACCAGACACCAGCUGGAAAGAUGUCUGCUCAUGAGCUCAGUGAGAGUCUGAGCCCAAGAUCUCGUGAGAAAGCUAAGCAACUGAUGUUAGAGUAUGCCAGAUCAGAACAUGGGCAGGGAGACACUGAUCUGGACAGAAUUUCUUCUCACCCAUCUUCUCCUCGUAGCGAUGACUUUGACAACACUUCUACAGAUAGUUCCACUAGUAGAUAUAGCAGCCUCGGUAAGAAGCCUAGUUUAAUCCAGAAACUGAAGAGGUGGGGAAAAAGAAAGGGUGAUUCAAGUUCUCUUUCAUCAUCUGCCAGGUCUUUGGGGGGAGGCUCACCUAAUGGGAAUGGCAUGGGCCAUAGAUCAUCCAUGUCAAGGGGUCCAUUAGAAACCCUGUUGCUAAGGAAUGCCGGUGACAGUUUGUCCAUAACUACAUUUGGAAAGAAAGAACCGGAUCCUACUGAAUCUCCAGAAACACUGAAUCUUCCUCCCCUUCGAACACAAGUUUCUUCUGCUGAUUCCCUGAACACUGUGGCAUCUUCUUUUCAACUGAUGUCUAAGUCAGUUGAAGGGGUGCUUGAUGACAAAUAUCCUGCAUACAAGGACCGGCACAAGUUGGCCUUAGAAAGGGAGAAGACAAUCAAGGAAAAAGCUGAACAAGCAAGAGCAGAGAGAUUUGGAGAUGGUUUAAGUUUGAAUUCAAGCACAUUGCCACCUAAACUAGCUCAGAUAAAGGAGAAGGUUGUUUUUGCUAAUGAUUCAAGUGAGCAACCUAGUGAUGGUGAAAAAGUUGAUUCCCAAGUGGUGAGCAAGAUAAAACUUGCCCACAUUGAAAAGAGGGCUUCAAGGGUGCCUAGGCCGCCCCCUAAACCUUCAGGUAGUGCUUCUAAUGCUUCUCGUACAAACAUUAAUCUGUCAAAUGGAAUACCAGCCCCACCACCACUAUCUCCUCCUGGUGAACCACCUUGCCCACCUCCUCCACCAGGAAGUCUGCCAGGAGGAUCCAGUACUGGUGAUAAAGUUCACCGGGCUCCUGAGAUAGUUGAGUUCUAUCGGACUUUGAUGAAACGUGAGGCAAAGAAGGAUACCUCUUCUUUGACUUUAUUUACAUCCGAUGCAUCAGAUACUAGGAGCAAUAUGAUUGGGGAGAUUGAAAAUAGAUCAGCAUUUCUUUUAUCUGUGAGAGCUGACGUGGAGACACAAGGUGAUUUUGUCCAGUCCUUGGCCACUGAAGUCCAAGCGGCUUCUUUUACUAAUAUAGAAGAUCUAAUGUUAUUUGUAAACUGGCUUGAUGAGGAGCUCUCUUUCUUGGUUGAUGAGCGUGCAGUUCUCAAGCACUUUAACUGGCCUGAAGGGAAAGCAGAUGCAUUGCGGGAGGCAGCUUUUGAGUAUCAGGACCUAAUGAAGUUGGAGAAGCAAGUUUCCUCUUUUGUUGAUGAUCCCAAGCUCUCCUGUGAAGCUGCACUGAAAAAGAUGUAUUCGUUGCUCGAAAAGAUGGAACAAAGUGUCUAUGCACUCAUACAGACACGGGACAUGGCCAUUUCUCGAUACAAGGAGUUUGGAAUUCCAGUUGAUUGGUUGUUAGAUUCUGGUGCAGUGGGGAAGGUCAAGCUCUCAUCUGUACAGUUAGCGAGGAAAUACAUGAAACGGGUGGCAUCGGAGCUUGAUGCCAUGGAUAGACCUGAGGAGCCAAACAGAGAAUUUUUGCAUCUGCAAGGUGUACGCUUUGCCUUCCGUGUUCAUCAGUUUGCUGGAGGUUUUGACGCAGAGAGCAUGCGAGCUUUUGAAGAACUAAGAAGCCGAGUUCAUACACAAACAGGAGAGGCUGGUAAGCCAGAUAUAUGAGAUUUAUUCUUCCCAAUUUUGUUAUCUUUUUGUUGUAUAUUGAAUUUUGAUCGCCAUUGUAUUGGACGGUGUAAGUUACAGCGUGUAACAACCACCGGUUGGGCAAAAUAGAAGUCGCAUAGAUCUGAUCAGAGUUCCAAUUA
Nelumbo nucifera (sacred lotus) is the source of this 3514-nucleotide messenger RNA. RefSeq names its product protein CHUP1, chloroplastic-like. Gene Ontology annotation, cellular component: chloroplast outer membrane. The record is from RefSeq and is a predicted model, not a curated record. NCBI's taxonomy places the organism in Eukaryota, Viridiplantae, Streptophyta, Magnoliopsida, Proteales, Nelumbonaceae. Gene Ontology annotation, biological process: chloroplast relocation.